CCAUGGCCCGCGUUCCUAAAGGCCGAGCCCGGUCCCCGCCGUUGCCUCCCCAGCCGCCCGCCAUUUUCUAUGGGCCAGUGGAGCCGGGGAACCCGGUGGUCGACAGCUUCGAGAGCGACCUGAGCCACUGCCUGCACUUCUUGCGGCGGAAACGCGAGGCGGGUGCCGCCAGUGCCAGGGAGCAGGAGCUGCACAGGCGAGGAACAACGACCUUGUUUAAUAUUUGGAACAACUACAAGCCUCGAUUCCCAGAUUGGUAUUACAAUGAAAAACUUGUAAAAGUUGGUGAUCAACUUAUGGAAAUGAAAGAAUAUAAGUUAGCAGUUUCACAUUGCUAUGGACAGUAUCUUCAGCAAGUCAGUAGUCUAAAUAUAAACAAAUCUGGAUUGGAUGUGCAUGAAUUUAAAUCUAAUUUUUUCCCAAAUGGACUUAGAGAUCAAAGUGCUGCAUGUACACUCCAUGUAUUGCAAAGAAGGAAUAUUUGUCUUUACAAAAUGGUAUGUGAUAAUGAUGUUGAUCUGCUGAAUCAGGAAUCCGUGAAGACAUAUUUCAGAAUCUUGACCAUAUUUCAACUCAUCAUGCAGGUGACUCUACCACAUGAGCACUUGUGUUGGCUUGUUUAUAAUGGUACAAUUCAUAUGUACACCAUAUGUAGACAUUUGAUGAUCGUAGGUCAAUCUGCUAAGGUGCUUGAAUAUUUAUUAUGGGCCUGUGUAUGUAUGGAGUCAUCAAUUCCACUGUUAGCUGUACAUUAUUUGACAUGGAGAGCCACUCUGUAUGCUGCUGUUUGCCAGUGUUACUAUGACUGCCAGUCUGGUAUCUAUGGAGAGCUAUUUGCACGCCGUGGUUUAAUUAAAAUUGAUGAACUAAAGCAAAUGGAAAACUUGAGUUCAUCGCCGCUAAGCAUAGAAACAAAGAAAAGGUUCAAAGAAGCAACUGUAAAGAUGGCAGUAAUGAUCUUCAAAAGAUCAGCAUUGGAACCAAGAAGACGACCAAAAGGGAUUUUUCGACCAAGGGUGAAAAAUAAUCUAAGAGAUAUACAACAUCUACCCUGGCCUCGUACAAUCACAGAACGGCUGUUGAUGGAGAUGUUUGAUUGCAAUUCAGCUCAUUUUUUUGCCAUCCUGGAAGCUCUAUUUGAUCAAAAUAGACGGACACUGAUCCCUGGGCCUCCUGUUCCUGAUGAAGUGGAAAUUCAUGAUGUUGUUUCAGAGCUCUGUUUUGCAGGCGUGGAUAUUCUUGAUGGUGGUGGCAUCAGUGGGCCAGGUAACACACCCACCAAUGCUUCUAGUGUAAUAACAACAUCAUCAACACUUAUGCAGCAGAUAUUAUCAGGGAGGAAUGGUGUUUCUGCAGAGUCUGUCUUGAGGUUUCUUAAAAUGGCCUUCAGCUAUGAGGAGUGGGAUUCCUUUGAUUAUGCAACAAUACGGUUUUAUUCUUUUCUUCAGAGUGAAAAUAAACUAGUAUGGAAGAAUGUAGAAGCAGAACUCAAACUACUUCUAGUAAUGCAACCUUUAAUAUCUACAAGAAAACCAAGGCAUGGUUUGUGUGUUCAGGGAGACAAUAUCAGAGAACUAGUGAAUUUUCGUACAGGAAGGAAAUCCAUUGCAUUUCAAGAGGGAUUAGUACAAACAGGAAAAACUUCUGAUGAUCUUUUUCUGUUGGCACGGACUCUGUAUUCCUGCAUCUGUUCGUCUGAGGAGGUUCUUGUAUUGGACAGAGAAAUGGUAAUAGAUGCAACAAUAUUUUUGUGGCAAAGGUGUAAAGUGGCAAUUCAGAGGAUCCAAAUGAGUGGAAGCAACUUCUUAAAGUUCGUUCAUAAAUACCAAACACCCAAGUGGAUCCAUAUGCUUUAUAUAAUUAAUGAAGUAAUUCAUACCAUUAAUCUUGGAGACGUCAAUGCUGUGGUAAUGGCCGAAGUCUCAUUACGGCUAGCUUCAGUGAUGGAGAAUAUUUCAGACUUCACAAUCAAAUCGGGAACCACAUCAGAAAUAACAGAAACAAAUGCUUCUGCAUACAUUUCAGAAUACUGUAUUGGUGACAAGCCUUCGUUAAUACAGAAACCCCCCCUGGAACAGUUACAGUUGGCUUAUGAGUAUCUGGAUAGAGCAAUUAGUGCAAUGAAUCGAGCUCGCCUGGUAACUGUUUUACCCGAUGGAACAUCAGUGCUUGAUAACUGUUGCAAAAAGAUGACUAAAAAUGAUGAGAAUUUGAAUAGAUCUUUCCCAUCAGAUACCAGUGAGAAAUCAACAAUAGGAAACAAUUUUAUUAUGGAUCUACAUGUUGAUCUUAUUCAAGCUCAUCACCGAAUAGCUGUUAAAAUACUUAAUGUGGCACAAGACAUUCAGAGUGACAGCAAAAAUAUUAAAUUCAAGACACCUGCAAAGGAUGUAAGCCAUUUCAGAUGUUUAACAGAACCAGAUGUAAUGGAUAAAAUAAAAAAGAAUAAAUUGUCCAAAGCUCUCUACCUGAUGCAGAAAGCGACAUUGAUACUUCCAGUAGGAUUAGCCAGUUCUUCUCCAAACCAGCUUCUUGAGGAAGCACUCACUCUAAUUCGGAAAGCAGAAGCUGAACAAAAUGCAUUAUGUGCCACUUUCCGACAACCGUCAAGUAGUGUGAAAAGCAAAGUUCCACCUCCUCCUAUAUUGCUUUUUAGGUCACAUUGUUCCAUGGCAUUUAAGCCAGCACCAUUUGCCUCACCUGUGAAGGUUUCAUGGUACAGUAUUUUUGGAUGUGUAGCUGGAGGAAGUAAUCCAAAAGUCCGGUUAAAUAAUUACAAUCUUAAGAACACAGCAGAAGCGGUACCAGUUGAUGAAACAUGUGUCUUAGAAGUAAAAGGUUUAGAGCCCAACCAAAUGUACAUAUUUGCAGUUGCAGCAUAUGACUCAGAUGGAAAUCUUAUUGGCAAUAGCAUUGGAGAAACGACUAUGCCAGUUCUUGCAUACCCUCCUCUUUCAGCUGCUACUGUCCGAGCAUACCUAGUUCAGUCUGCUUUUCAGAUUGAAAACUAUGCAUUAUCCAAGAAGGCAUUUCAACCACUCUGGGAUAAUUUUGUCACAUUACCUUUCCCUCCUGUUGCUAAUGUAACAGUUGCUUCUGUAAGCAGCACUCUAAGUGUACCUCAGAACAGAUUAAUUCCUGAAGCUCUCUCUCGGGCAUCUCCAAACCUCUUGUACCUGUUCAUCAGGACCAUUUUUAUUAUUACUGACAUCAGUGUGAAUGAAGGAGCUCUCUAUUGUGAUUCUGUUUGUCUUGAUGAACUUAAGUAUAGUAGACAAGUUGCUAGAAUAGCUGAAUGUGGCCGAAUGCUAGUGGCGGUUGAACUCAGUAACUUGCUAAAUGAUGUACAUUAUGCCCUACAGUCAGUUGUCCAUUGUUAUGGACUUAUAGCUCCUUUGAUCUAUCACAAGAUUCCUUCACGACCUGUCAUUCAGAUCAUUAUUAAGUGUCUCACUGUUCUUCAAGAAAUCCCAAAUAUUACAUUGCAAAGAAGAUCAACCGCAUGCUAUGAGAGUAUACAGCACAUGAUAGCCUGUUUUUGUUUUUUCACAGCAAAGGUAUUACGCGCAUGGAAAGACUAUGAAUUAGCAAUAGUUAUUAUUAACUAUGGGAAAAAGUUGCUGGAUUCCUCACAGACAGCAUCUCAAAUGGCUGUAGCUGGAGAAGCAAUGGAUGAAGUACAAGAAGAAGAGAUUUCUUCCAAAAGGCUGAAGGCACAAAUAGCUGCAGCUGAAAAAGUAAAUGAAAACUUAGAAGCUCUGGAAACGAACCUGCUCAAACUGACCAAACCAGGACAGGAUCUUACAGGAGAAGAAGAUACUUUGCUCUUGUAUCCCGUAGUUUCAAACUGGCAAACAAAAACUGCCUAUAGGGAAGUGCUGAAAUUCAAGAAGAGCCCCCGUUUUCUUGAAUAUUUUGUAAAACUUGUAUACAAAGCAAUAAGUGAAGAGAGAUUUGCACGAACAGCAGAAUGGGCUGAUGAAGUACAAGACUACCUUAAAAAGCGGAAUAAAUUCCUUCUUGGUAUCAAGCAAACUCCAAGAAAAAGAGGGAAAGUUCGUAGUACUGCAGAUGGAAAGACAAAUGCAACACCAGAUGUUCAACAAACAAGAGAGUCACCAACACCCAAGAAGAUGUCUAAGAAAAGAGAGCAUGCUAAACAUCCUGUUAAAUACCGGGGCAGGCAAAAAGCUUCUGACAGGAAAGUCAAAGAAGAAUCACGAAAAAUGGCUUUUCAGGUGCUGGUACAAAGGCUGAAUUUACGUUCUAACAUCUACAUAAAACGAAGAAGGUUCCGCCGAAUUUACAUGGAAGAGAUACCAUGGCGAUCACAGCUGAACAUUUUCCUGGCAGUUAUUCACUUCAGUUUGUUAAAAAAACGGAUAGAAGAGCUCUAUAAUAUUGAAAUUAAUUCUUUACGAAACCUGGACAGUUAUGAUGAACUGGACCCUGAAAUAUUCUCAUUAAACAAUUCAGGCACAAUUGUGAUGACAGCAACAAUGGAAGAGCAAACGCAGACUUUUAAUUCUCCCAUUUUAAAAGGAACACCAUCAGGAAAAAUCAGAAGAAAAAAUGACAUACUUGACCCUACUUCCCCUGCCUUCGACUCUGGUUCUUCCUUGCCUGCUUCUGACCGUACAUUACAGAAUGCUUCUUCGGAUGCUGUUUCCAGCUCAAGCCUACUUGACUACAGUAAUUGUCUCACUCCUGAAACUGAUGCUAUGAUGGAUCCCAUUAAUCUGACCCAGCUGUCAUCUUCUGUGCCAGAUUCAGAUGCCCCCUCUGAGCACAGCACAAAGAUGACUGAAAAAGACACUCUUCGACUACCUCAAGGGUAUAUUCCCAUGAAGGAACGUGAAAGAAUUCUUUGUUCUACUGCUGUGUUGGAACAUUUUGCUAAAACCUUUCUGCAUCUUAGAAGAGCGGUGGUUCUUGCUCAUCGUGGUGGCCACUGGACAUUGCUUCAAAAUGCGUGUCGAGAGCUUUGGAACUAUAUUCCAGAAAUACAGUCGAUUCUUAUCCAUGUACUGUCUUUUCGUGAACCAUUUCCUAUUACCAAGGAGAUAUUUCUUAACACUAUUUGGCUACCAUACUACAUGGCAUCAGAUAUGUUGCUUGACAUGAUAGUUGAUCUUCAGGCUAGUAAUUCUGUUAAGAUUAUUGAAGCUGAAGGAGAUUUCUGUGUUCCAAGUUGUGUAGGAGGCAUUGCUGAUGAUGAAGGUGGAUUUAAUCUUUCCUUUGAAUAUCCAUUUGAUGAUGUGAAUGUUGUUGAUCUGCAAGGAGUACGUAACAUGGUCCUGCGCACUCUUGAAUAUUUAUUUCAUUUGAAGAAGUGGGAAUCACUUGUGUACAUAGCCAUGCAGUUUAACACAGUUACACAUGAGAGAUAUACUGAGCAAGUGACUCCUCUAUUGGUAUUUGCUCAGAGACAACUACAGGAAAAAACACAACACCGUGACUGUAAUAGCCCACACCCUCAAUUUAAACAACUUGUCACUAAUACAGGAAACAAGGUGCACUGCAGAGACUUCGCUGCAAAAAAGCUGCAUGCUAUUGCCAAAUGUAAUGGAACAGCUGAUGAGCACCAUUUCGAUAGUUCAGAUGUGUAUCAAACAGGAUCACCGUUUUCUGUUCCUCUGGAUGUGGCAGAUACACUGAAGUGUUUCAGAGAAAGCAUGGAAAAAUCAAAAUACCACAGCAGAUCCCUCAGAUAUAGCAGGAAAUUGCUUUCAUUAUUCCUUGCUCACACCCAAGAAAAUUCUGGAAGAUUAAAUACAACAGCAAGACAUACAUCUUCACAUGGAAAAGUGGGAUUUAUUAUGGGGGCUGAAUUGACAUACCAACCAGAACCACCUGAUCUUUCAGAAGAAACUUUUAGUUGUCUGAGUAUGGUUCAAAGCAACUCCAUUCCACGGUCAAAACUGUCAGUAGUUAUCUCUUCAUAUGAGCGAACACUUGAAGCUCUUCAAACAAAUAACCAGCAAGGCCUCCAGGUGCAGGCGUUGCAUGAACUUGGAAAUCUUCACUUUUAUACAGGAAACAAAAGAGCUGCUUUCAAAUGCUGGUGUCAAGGCCUGGAUGGAGCUGUCAAAAUAGUUGAUGCCCUUAAUCACUGGCAAGAGUUAGAUGGCUUGUCAGAGAAUGCCACUGGCAACUUGGCAAAUAGAACUCAAGGUUACUGUGAGAAAUUUGUUUCUCGGGCUGGAAUUUGGGGUUGCUUACAAGGAGCAACCUUAGCAGCAAAAAUAGCUCGGCACAUAUUGUUAUACGAUGUGAAAUUAAGAACCAAAGCCUGUAUUUUAUCUGCUAUUCUCUUCAAGUCCUUGUUUAGAGUUUCACUACCACAUCCUAAAGCUGAUUGUGACUUUGCACUAUAUGAAACAGAUAUAUUAAUUCCUGGCAUUGAUUUAUUUGUGGAUUACUACAGAGCGGAUAUUGCAACAGUUGUUGCAAGUUUGAGUUUCAUUAUGUAUGAAUUGCAUUGUAACAAGCAAAAUCUAAUAAUUUUGCCACUAUUCACAUUGUAUCAAUACUUUGUUUGUGAAAUUUGUCGGAAUGCGAAUAAAUGUAUUGAAGGAAGAAUUCUCAAGAUUAAGGUGCUUACAGAUUUAGGAUUUUUCUGUGAUGCUUUCCAAGAAUUAUGUAUUCUUAACCGUGGAGAGAAAAUCCCCUGGAAGCUCCCUUCUGUCUACAGGCUUGUUCCUAAACUUCCGAUCUCUGCAAAGUUUGAUUCAUCACAACCCCUCUUGACGAAUGUGAACCUACAGGCAUUAGAAGAUGUUUUUAACAGGCCUCUGCAUUCAGUGUGGACUUCAUUGUGUGAGCCACGAAUCCUGGAUAGCUUCUUGUUAGCCAAAAUGCACUUCAUUAUUUGCCUAUCUGCAACAUUAAAUUGUGUUCCUGAAAAAGUGAUGAAAGCAACAUAUUGUGUGGACACUGAUUUAUUAAGAAAGGCAGGCAAAACCACAGAUGCAUUCUUAAAAGGUUUUAUGGUAGCUUCAGCAUUUACAAAUGUGAAGCGAGAACCAAUUGCCGUGGUUGUAGAACUUGAAAGAAACAAAGAUGCCUUGAAUAUGGCCAUGCUAAAGGGGAUUUUAUUGGAAGAAGCUGGAGAAAGGAUUAAUUUCGUUCUUGAAACCAUACAAAAUAAAUAUGGCACAUUGCUUUAUGCGUGUUCAGCUUCAGAAUUAGAGCUUGUCAUUGAAGCUAAGCUUCAGCUGGCAGCUAUUGCUGAACAGAGACUUCAAACAGCAUUCAGUGCUGCUUUGGCCUUUUCUGCAAUAAAACUUCUUCAGGAUGCAAAUAUUUUCAAGAAGGCAUCUAAUUUACCAGAACAUACACAGAAAACAGAGGGAGGUGAUGAAUGUAUUUAUACUGAGGAUUCCAAACUGCUUCACAAUGUAACAGCACAAGAACAUAUGAAUAUACAUAUCUGGCUGAGAUGUCGUUUGGCAUUGGUGACUGCAGUUACAGCACAGGCACGAGGAAUUGAAACAAUGAAAGAAAAUGAAUUGACUGAGUGUUCAUGUCUGAUCAGUGAGGUACAACUGGAAGCAGAGGCCUUCAAUGAUGUUGAGACACUUGCUGAAAUUACAAUGCAAGCUAUUAUGCUCGGCCUCCAAGAAAAACAACCAGUGGCUGAUAUUAAGCUGUGUUUACAGGAUAUAAUCAGGUUACUUGAAGAAAAGACAUUGAUUUCUCCACCAGCUUCUUUAACACUAGUGCAAAGUAUGCUUUUGCUAGCUGACAUAAUGAGAACCCAAUCAGAAGGUGGUUCAGAACAUUGCACAGCUAAAACUGAUCAACUGAAUUUAUUAAUUCUAGCACACACACUUGUCGUUCAACAGUUAUUUAUUUUGGGACAAUCACUUGAACAACAUGCCGAAGACCCUACACUGACAACUCUAAGGGAACCGAUGAAAAACAUAUACCUGCCACAUAUCAGAUUACUGGCAAAAGUCAAAAUGAGAAUUGGACAUACAUUAACUCUAGAAUUGUCCUGCACAUCUAAACCACAAAGUGAUUUGCAGUGGUUACAAGCCCUCAAGCACACAGAAACAGCACUAGACCUUUGUACAGCUUCAGUAAGAAGAGACUUAGAGCUGGAAGCAGAACUACUUUUUCGGAAAGGGAAGAUAGAACGACAGAUUGAUUCCCGAGGUGUUAAUAAAUCAACAGUAGCUGUUGAGAGCUUCCUGGAUGCCAUACAAUUAAGCUUGAGGGGUUACCAAAAUUAUGGAUUGAUAAGAAGAUCAUACAUGGAAAUAGCAUUGCUACAUUUUUAUUUAAUUACAAAUAAGGAGGAAUCGCCAAUUUCGGGCACACUGAAGGGAAGAACAUUUAAACCAAAGCCUACCAGUAGACACCGCAUUACUGAGGAAAUUACAGCCCUGGAAAUGUUCAGAGUGCAGGCCUGGAUUGCAAUAAGAGCUGCUGCGCAGGUCAGUGAAGCUAUUCUGACUUCCCAGCAAUUAAGUGGAAGGAAAGCUGUUAAAUUGUAUCAUGUGAGACAUACAGUACAACAACACAUGCCAGAAUUUGCUCUUCUGGAUCUCAGUUCUUCCUACAAGGAUUUUUUGUCUGAAGGAUAUGAAGUUAGCUAUAAAGUCCCCAUGAUGUCUUCUGCACAAGAGGAAAGAUCAGAAAGCGAAGGAGGUGAAAGUGCUUCUUCUGAGGAAAGCCAGGGAAAAUUGAAGAUACCCUGGGUCCACGUAAUUCGCUACAAUACUUACUUAACCAGACUGUUGAACCUGAGUCCCCUGGUUGCUGUUCCAAAAGCAGGUGAAGGCUUAUUUGUUAAAGAAGAUGUGCUACUCACUUCAGUGUUUGACACAACUAUUACUCUGCGCCUAGGAGAACUGCAUUCUUUCUUAAAAACCUAUUUGCCUAUAUAUUCUGGCUGCUGUCUUCAAGAACCUCCGAAACAGCUAUAUGGUUUUGAAAAGCCUUGUUUUAGUAUGACUGUUCUUGGAAUGCAAACCGUAGAAUCAGUUGCAUUGUCUCGAAGAUCAUCGACAAUUAGAAUGCCUUCCAGUGUCACUUGUAGUUCUAACCUGGACAUGCAUUCAGACAACAAGGCAACCUGUACUCCUAUCAGGGAACUUUGUGUGCAGUGGUACCUCCCGUCUUUGGAAAAAUCAUCGAAAGAAGGAGAGACUAUGGUUUUGUUCAUUUUUGCUUACAAUACAAAACCAGUCAAAAUAACCAACAUCAAAUCUUUCAAUUCAUCCAGUGUAUAUUGUGGUUAUUUGUGGAUCCCACUGAAUAGUGUUAUUGCAGUACGUGAACAGUUGUCCAAUCUGAAGCAACAAAUUGAAUUGUUAAUGCAAUCAGUGAUGACUCCUCUGGCAGCAUCUGAAAUACAGACAAAUUUAGCUUCGACAGGAUCCAGAACGAAUAUGGCAAAGGUGCCACUAGAUGAAAAAACAAAGGAAAUGGUCAUACAGUGCUUUUCUGAAAUAAAAGUAUUGCUGUCUGUUGGCCCAGAUCAGCGAUUACCACUCACACAGAUCCCAUUUGACAUCACCUUACCAUCAAUAAAGAAUUUAAGGAAAUUAUUUGAUCCAGCUAAUGGGUGUGUGAUAAUUGCAGGAAGUGUUUUCAACUGGAUCGUGUCUUUGCUAACUUGAAUAUCUUUUGGGAGUAAAUUUGACAUGCUUCUAACAGAGUUUGAGAGUUUUGGAGUUCCUAAUAGUUCCUAAUUUUCCCUGGAAUUUAUAAAAUAAUUUAAGCAGUAGUACUUUAAAUAAUAAACAUGCAUGAUCUGUUGCUAUUUGCAGCUUAUAUUGAUCUAGAUUCAGAAUUUGA
This is a messenger RNA of Elgaria multicarinata webbii, 9807 nucleotides long. RefSeq names its product cilia and flagella associated protein 54 (gene CFAP54). Bases 3 to 9629 code for a protein of 3208 amino acids. The transcript has 70 exons. NCBI's taxonomy places the organism in Eukaryota, Metazoa, Chordata, Lepidosauria, Squamata, Anguidae. Gene Ontology annotation, biological process: cilium assembly. The record is from RefSeq and is a predicted model, not a curated record.